Lytechinus pictus (painted urchin) is the source of this 6469-nucleotide messenger RNA. Its product is annotated as xaa-Pro dipeptidase-like. The transcript has 16 exons. NCBI's taxonomy places the organism in Eukaryota, Metazoa, Echinodermata, Echinoidea, Temnopleuroida, Toxopneustidae. The coding region runs from base 390 to 1856 and encodes 488 amino acids. Gene Ontology annotation, molecular function: manganese ion binding; metalloaminopeptidase activity. The record is from RefSeq and is a predicted model, not a curated record.
GGAAGAAAGAAAUGACAUACAGAGAGAAGCUAUAGAGAAAGAAGAAGUUAGGGAUGUGGAGAUAGAAGAAGGAGAGGGAGGAAAGAGAAUGGAGAAGGAUAUGAGGAGGUGCAGAAGAAGAGGAAGAAAAGGGGCAGGGAUGAGAAGGAGAUUUGAAAUUAUAAUAGAACACCAAUCUAUACCCCAUUCAAUUCGGCAAAGAUACUAGUCCAGUUGUGUCUGAAAUUCAAGUCUAACUUUAUUACGAUACCGUAAAUCGACGGAAUUCGGAUACGGAUCGGAACCACCAUCAUCACGUGAGAAUUGUUUUUGUUGACAAGAUACAUGCAUUACUGCUAUCGGAAAAUUUGGAAGAUCUUACUGAGUUGGGUAUUUCGAGUCCUUUCAAAAUGGCCAAAGCUGUGCCUACCUAUUGCCUUGGAGAACACACCUUAUCCGUUCCCCGCACCCUCCAUGCCACCAACCGUGAGAGGCUAUGCAAAAGACUCAAAGCUGAUCCUCAGCUACCAUCAGGUGCCAUUGUUCUCUUGCAGGGAGGCGAACAAGAGAUGAGAUAUUGCUCUGACCAUGAACCUCUCUUUAGACAGGAGUCUUACUUUCACUGGGCCUUUGGUGUAAAUGAAUCCUCAUUCUAUGGAGCCAUUGUCGUCGAUACCGGUAAGGCUAUUCUGUUUCCUCCGAAGCUCCCAGAAGUGUAUGCUGUAUGGAUGGGAAGAAUCCAACCUAAGGAAUUCUACAAAGAAAAAUAUGCUGUAGAUGAAGUACAUUACUCACAAGAUAUUGCCUCAGCCCUUGCCUCUUACAAGCCGACUGUUCUACUUACAUUGAGAGGACUGAACACAGAUAGUGGGAAACACAGCAAAGAGGCAACAUUCGAUGGCAUUGAAAAGUUCAGGGUGAACAACUAUAUCCUUCAUCCUAAUAUUGCUGAAUGCCGGGUGUUCAAGACCCCAGAGGAACUGACAGUCCUGCGCUAUGUCUGUCAGGUUUCAAGCCGUGCUCACAUUGAAGUCAUGAAGAACAUCAGACCUGGCAUGUAUGAAUACCAGCUAGAAAGCUUGUUUAGGAACUACUGCUACUCUCAAGGGGGCUGCCGCUUCAUGUCAUACUCCUGUAUUGCAGCCAGUGGAUGUAGUGCUGCAAUUCUUCACUAUGGUCACUCAGGAGCUCCCAAUGAUAGACAGAUUCAAGAUGGAGACAUAUGUUCAUUUGAUAUGGGAGGGGAGUACUACUGCUACGCCUCAGACAUCACCUGUGCUUUUCCUGCUAAUGGCAAGUUUACUGCAGAUCAGAAGAUCAUCUAUGUUGCCGUCUUGAAAGCCAACAGAGCGGUUCUCAAUGCCUGUAAACCAGGUGUGUCAUGGCCUGACAUGCAUCGUCUAGCAGAGCGGACAUUCUUAGCCGAGUUGGUGGACCAUGGUUUGCUUCAAGGUGACGUUGAUGAGAUGAUGGCAGUUCGUCUAGGAGCGAUCUUCAUGCCUCAUGGCUUGGGUCAUUUCAUGGGAAUCGACACACACGAUGUCCAUGGAUAUCCUGAGGGUGUCGAAAGAAGCACAGAGCCUGGACUAAGAUCCCUCCGUACAGCUCGUACUCUAGAAGAGGGUAUGGUACUCACUAUAGAACCAGGCAUAUAUUUCAUUGAAGUGCUGUUGGAUGAAGCGCUGAACGACCCAGCAAGAUCUAGAUUCAUGGUGCCCGAAGUCUUGCAGAGAUUCAGAGGAUUUGGAGGGGUCCGUAUUGAGGAUGAUGUAGUGAUCACAGCUGAUGGUGCCGAGCUUCUUAAUGACGUUCCCAGGACGGUGGAAGCUAUUGAAGAAGUCAUGGCUAAAGGAAGACAGGCUUCGGCUGUAGCUUAAUCAACCAGCGGGAGAAGAUUAUCGCACAACGACUGAAAUCAAAUCCAUGACUACAGAGGCUUGCAGUGGAAUGCGGUGGAGUCUGCAUUACCCUAAUAAAAGUGUAUCAAGUUGAGGCAUUUUUCAAGACCUGAAUAUACAAAUCAUCGUCCAAGCCAAAUAGAUAUCAGGGCCCCAUCUUACAAAGUGUUACGAUUGAUCCAAUCAAUCGUAACUCUAUGGAAAUCCAUCUGUGUCAUAGUUUUUUUCUACAGAAAAUUUGCAAAAUGUCCUUUGUAAAGAGAAGCGUAGUGAAUUUUCAAGAAAACAAUGAAUGCAUAAAUAUGUACUUCACAGUUGGAAAAUAUUUUGAACAAACAUUCCUAAUAGAUGUUGACGUUGCUGGCCGUCCAUUGUUGUGAUUGAUCGGAUCAAUCGCAACUCUUUGUAAGAUUGGCCCUGGAGUCCCAGGAGAUUUGCCAGAGGCAAUUUCAUCUAUAGUAGAUGAUAUAAAAGUGCUGAAAAGGAUAAAUCACAAGACAUAUGUCAGCAGAAUUUGUUGUCAAUGACGAUGGAUAUUUCGACUGCCAGCUGUAACCCUAAAUAUUUGUUGAAAUGGUAGGUUUAUAGCCAUACAUCCUUUGUGGAGUUAAAAUUAUAAAUUACUUGUUCCAAAUAAAUGGCUUGAUGAUUAUAAUGUUGGUGACAUUUCCGUUACAAAUUUUUAUAUUUUUUGCUGUCUGUACUGAUCAUACCAUGUCAGUACACUAUUCCAAGAAAGACAGAAAGUUGCAGAAUCACAUUUCUGUCAUUCAUGCAUGCCUAUGAAAUGCCCCUUUUUUCAUGUCUGUAAGAGCUCAAUUUAUUUUACAUGUAGUUCAGGAAGUCUAUUAUGAAUUAUACCUGAAUCAUGAAAAUUCUCAAGGAGAAAAAAAAUGCUGAAAUAUAAGCUUAUAUAAUUAGGUAACGGUGGUUUGUAACAUUUUAUCUUUUGUAUCCACUAAAAUGUAUCCUCCAGUAUCAUAGCUAUGUGGAGUUGAACCAACAUCAAUACAUUUUUAUUUACAGUUACAUGUAGGUCUGCACAAGUCUACAUGUACCUUCCAGGUUAAUGAUUGCCUAAAACAAAGCAAUUUUUUUCAUACAAUGACAAAUUAUGUCAAAUGUGUAAAUAUUAACCCUCUUGGAAGUACAGAUUCCUGUUUUCUAAUGAAGUUAGACUUGGGCAGUUAAACUGUAUAUUCUAUCAUGCAUUGGCAAUAAGAAAAGAAAUCGCUUUCGAUAAUAUUUUGGGCCUUUGGGGGGGCCUGUAUCAAUUUGAGUAUUAAUUUGCAUGUUUAAUCAUUUGAUAUAUGACACCUCGAUCAUUCAGCCGUGCAAUUUUGGAUCCAUAUGAUUUUGUCCAUUACGAGCGGAUCGAUACAGGCAGGCACUUCACUCGUGUUUACAGUGCGCAUGUUUAAUAUGUACGCGACAAUAAAAAAAAACGAGCUCGCAUGAGCCUAUUUUGCAUCAAAAUUGAUAAUUCAUAUGAAAAAGAAUAUAUAUUUAGGUGUCAUAUAAACCAAAUAAUGAAUGUUAUUUCCAUCCAUGCAAUGGACAGAAUACUUCAUUAGGUGAGAGAUGAAAUGAAUGAUCCAUUGUACUCAUAAACAUGUUUUUAAAAUUUCCUCCUCCAAUCAAAACUUGCCGACUAAGGAAUGUUUUAUUAGACUUAUAAUCAUUGUGCCAAUAUUUCUAAUUGUAGACAUGUCCAUUCUAUUACAAUUUUAUACAUGUAUUAGACAUUUCUUGCUCUUAGAUUCAUUAUGAUAGUCACUUUAUAUUUUCCUAUAAAAAGUACAAACUUGCAAUGUAUAUAUUAAAGUUAUUAAUCUUGGUUUCGAGACAAAUGUGAUUGAUAUAUGAAAAAUAUGACAUAUAUUCUCAGUUUUGUAGAUGUAUGCUUAAUAUUAUGCCAAAUUGAAUUAGCCCACAGAUCUCUCCUUAAACCCAGCUGGGAUUUUUUGUAUACUGUUACGUCAUCCUGCUUGUUCGAUUUACAAUAUGUAAACAAGAAUUCAGGGUUCCCAGCCCGUCAGGGAAAAUUAUUUUACUUUUUUUCAGUCAGGGGAAAUCAGGGAUUUAAAAAGAAAUACCUCAAAUCAGGGGAAAAUGCCUCGAAUGAGGGAAAAAUCAGGGAAUUUUGAUCAGCCCAAAACUCGAAAGCCUGGUAGUCAGUCAGCCUCUGGUAAUAUUUUGUUGCAUAUUAAAACAUCCAUUGAAUGACUAACAUUAUUGUAUAAAUACUGAAAAUACAUGUAAUUCACUGUAACAACUUACAAAACAUGGGAAACUGGGAAUGGGUUUAUAUAAUUAUCAGGGGAUUUUUAAACUUCAUCAGGGAAAAUCAGGGAAUUUUGUUUUCUUGAAAAGCUGGGAACCCUGAGGAUAUAUAAUCAGGGGCUCGAUAUUGAAAGAGUUGUGUUUAAAUGUCACUUGAAAAAUCAAGUGCCAUUGCAUGCUUUUGAUUGGUUGAAAAUUAAGUUGCCUUGGGUGGCAACUAUUUUUGCAAUUUGGCUCAACUGAAUUCAGAGAGAAAUUUAUAUUAGUAAAAAAACAUCACACUCAUGAGGCCAGAUAAACAUGUCUGUCACUUUCACUUAAUAGAAAUUUAAGAUUGCACCGUCGAUUGCUCUCGGAUAAAAAUGCGAGUGCAUUUAGGUUUUUUUUUGUUUCAUGUCCGAUUUAUUAAAAAUCUAAAGGGGUAGUUCACCCUAACAAAAUGUUUAUUGUAAAAUAGCAGAUAAAAUGAUAAUGGUGAGGGUUUGAGAAAUUCUAUAAAAGAUUAAAAAGGUUAGUUUCAUUUCUCGACUUGUGACGUCAUAUGCAAGUAGCUUUCCAUGUAUCAUGAAUUAGUAACUCAGUGAAUGUAAUUUUCUCAUAAAAUGAUAAACAGUUUUAUUUUACCUUCAAUAUAUCAACAGAUGGAUUAUUUCCCACCUGCUCCUGAAAAAAAAAAUUGUAGCCAUCAUGAACCAUUAAAAAUUGAAAUUCAUGUAUUUUAAUGUUAUAUAAGACAUCUGCAGCUGUGCAGUUUAUGAUGUUACAAAUCCAAAACAUGAAAAUCUAAUAACUUUCUUUAAAUCUUGAUGGAUUUCCUUCAAACCUUCACCAUUAUUUUUCAGGUAUUUUAACAACAAACUAUUUGUCAGGAUGAUCGCCCCCUUUAAAUUUGCAAUAAUCACCAAGAAAAAAACAUGUAACAUCACUUUUUUUUUUAGAUGUCUUGUACUUAAAGUAGUAUGGAUUAAUUUUGCUUUUCCAACUCAUGUAUCGGGCGAUGUCUCAGGGGAAAAGUAUGUUUUAACUUGUACUAUUUAUGUAGCACAGAUAUUUCUUUAUUAGAAUUUUAUUGGACAUGCACAUAUCCAAAAGAAGUUUAGGUGUAUUCAAAAUAUCUCAUAAUGUAAUUUGUAUGUUAUUUCCUGCACAUGUAAGGUGAGAUGGGGUAAAUGUAAUGAAGUUCAAACUCCAAAGUCAAGCCAUGGAGAAAUUAUUUAACCCGAAUAAGACGGGGGGCGGGCUGAUUUAGCCAGCCCCCCCCCCCCCCUCAAUCUGAACCAAAAAGAAGCACUUUAGGGGCAUUAUUUAAUUAAAGGGGAUUGAAACAUUUGGAACAAGUAGGCUUGUGUCGAAACAGAAAAAUCAAAGAAUAAGAACAAAGAAAGUUUGAGAAAAAUUGGACAAAUAAUGAGAAAGUUAUGAGCAUUUGAAUAUUGCAAUCACUAAUGCUAUGGAGAUCCUCCUAUUGGCAAUGCGGCAAGGAUGUGUGAUGUCACAUGUGAACAACUUUCCCUUUGAUGGACUAUAAAAUACCCUCAAAAUGUCACCUUUUGCUUUUUCUUAUGGUGAUACAAACUGUUUAUCCAUUAUGUUUUCUUUAAAAAUCUGUAUUACUUGCCCUCCUAUAGAAACAACACAUGAUCUACUGAUAGAUGUGAUAAAAGAGGCAAUUUAAGUGAAAUAUAUACUAAAGUAAUGGGGAGUUGUUCACAAGUGACAUCACACAUAUUUGUCGCAUUGCCAAUUUGAGGAUCUCCAUAGCAUUAAUGAUCACAAUAUUCAAAUGCUGAUAACUUUCUCAUUAUUUGUCAGAUUUUUCUCAAACUUUCGUUGAUCUCUUUCUUUGAUUUUUCUGUUUCCACACAAGCUAUCUUGUUCUAAAGAUUUCAUUCUCCUUUAAUUAGAGCAAACUUUUGAUUUUACACAUAAAUUAGCAUACAUGUAAUUAGCAAUGAGAUUUUCACAGAAUUUGAUCUUGUUUGUUUGUUGAUUAUGCCAUGGGUAACGUGCGUGCCAAUUUUCGUCGUGUUUGAUGGCUGAGAUCAUAAGGGGGGCUGAAUCAGCCCCCCCACAUCUUCUUAGGCGUCAAAAUAGCCCAGUCUGUUUCGGGUUAAUUACAUAACAAAAUACUUGCAGUAAAAAUUGGAAAAAAUCUAAAGAUGUCUUUAUUUUUUCACUAGUCAGUUGAAUGGAUGUUUUCUACAGAUUUUGAAUUCUUAAGAUUUCAUGCUGUUUAGAGAUGACAUAAACCACAUUGUAACUACAGAAUGAAUUGCAAUAAAAUUAUCUUUUUAUUCACGACAAAUGAA